Venturia canescens is the source of this 1344-nucleotide messenger RNA. RefSeq lists its product as uncharacterized. NCBI's taxonomy places the organism in Eukaryota, Metazoa, Arthropoda, Insecta, Hymenoptera, Ichneumonidae. Gene Ontology annotation, cellular component: mitochondrion. The transcript has 4 exons. The coding region runs from base 414 to 1130 and encodes 238 amino acids. Gene Ontology annotation, biological process: neuron apoptotic process; intrinsic apoptotic signaling pathway in response to oxidative stress. The record is from RefSeq and is a predicted model, not a curated record.
UGACUAGAAUAUUCUAUUUUUUCUAAUUCUUAUAUCAAAUCUAUCAAAUGUACUUGUGAUUUUAUUCGCCCCCUUCCCCUCAAUGCCGCUUCGAAGCCCAAAAAUAUGCUUUUACAUCUCCACGGGAGCGCGUGGCGAUCGUAGAGAAAGACAGAGUACAGUAGUACAGGAGAGAUGAAAGAUGAAUGUAAACAUACUAAACGAGCUAGUGAAAAACCUUUCGUUCUAUGAAAAAAAUUUCAAGUGAUUUGUUUUUUUGGAACAUCGGGGUUCACAUUUUUCGAUAAAAAAUUAUUAUUGUUAAUUCUGCAGCAAUACUUAACAUAACCUCUAAAGAGAAGUGUUCCUGUCGGUUGAACGGAAAAAAAAAUAUGUAAUGAAAUCAACUAGCACUAUCUGAGAAAUAUAAAAUAAUGGCUUUUAGGAGGUUCUUCAAUACCGUUAUAAAAACAUCUAGACCUGUAUUGUAUACGACAGGAUCGAUUUUCGUAAAAUCUUCCGAGACCUCGGAGUCCAGGACGGAUACAAAAGGGAAAAUUGAAUGGGAACCACCCGAUUUUUCGAAAUUUACUUACGAGCAUAUGAUUAAAAAAUCUACAAUGGAUACAGUAAAUAGUAUUUCAGAAGUCCUUACAAUUACGUAUACAGCUAUAGAAAACACGAGUGACGAGUACAGACACACUUUGUCAAUGCUCAUGAGUCUACUCAAAGACACGUUGGCUCAUAGAGUAGGAGAUUCUCAUUGGGAUCUGAUUGUUGCAGCACGAUCGGAAGUUCAGAAAAAAAAAAGAAGGAUUACUCAAUUGGUUGCUUUUAUGGAUUAUGUUCAAAAAAUGGGUGUUGCUGCAACGGAAGCUAGUUACAUGGCUGGUUUAGACAACUUGUCGCUGACUCUGGCCCAAAGAAUGGAUGACGCUCUUAAUAAUAUGAACAGAGAAAUAAAACAUAAUGCUGUACUUGAGCUUGAGUACACUAUGCUUCAGGAAGAGUGUAUUAGAAAAUGUAAAUAUAGUAUUAAUGAUCAUAAAAAUCAAUUCUGCAAUUUCUAUAAAACAAUGAAGUCCAAGCUGAGUGUGAGAACUCAUCAAAUGAUCUAUCACAUACUUUUCAUUUAUAUAAUUUUUAAAUAGACAAUUCACAUAGUUAAAUUGUUCCACAAUUCAACACUGAAAUUAAAAUAUUUUUUUUUUGUAUUUUGCAGCUAAUUCGGAUGAACUUUCAAAGAAACAAGAGGACAUUGAGGUUGAGAAUAUUCUUGUGGACUAGGAGGAUGUUGUGUCUGUUUGAAGAUGACUUUUAACGAUGAUUUUAUUUUUUCUUUUUUUUUCAUCCUGAAUUUUUGUU